Molecule: messenger RNA, 874 nt
Organism: Perkinsus marinus ATCC 50983
Lineage: Eukaryota; Perkinsozoa; Perkinsida; Perkinsidae
Exons: 8
Coding region: 1-681 (226 amino acids)
Source: RefSeq, a predicted model, not a curated record
AUGCCGGAAAUCACUCCGACCAACUCUACCGCUUCCAAAGAUAUGAAAGGAGAUAACCAGCAGAAGCCACGAAUGCCUAACACGUACCCGCCUACUCAGUCCAGCACGAAAACCCGUCAGGGCGAACAGACUUCAAAAGAUUAUCGUGUCGAAGCACUUCCAAUGAAUAGCCGUGAGGCUCGCUACAGCGAAGCACAGAUGAGGAGUCGUGCAAUCCCACGGAUGCCACAAAUGAUGGGCAUCCCUGAGAGCCCCUCCCCUUCAAGACCAAAGAAGUCGCCUUUCAGAGACGACAGCGAAUUGAUUGAGAGCUGCCGAGGAACACCUCUCCACGACAUGUACCUCCAGGCUGAGCAGUUACUGUCAGGAUUGGAAGAUACCCCUGAUAAGCAAUCAAUGACCAUGAAGAAGGCAUUGACUGAACUCGUCGAAGUUGGUGCAUCAGAACUGGUCAGACGGGCAAAGUUUGAUGAGGAGACCACACGGCAGCGGGAAUCAGUAGAGAAACGUAAAGUCCGAGAGGCCAGGAGACGAGUUAGAGAAGAAUUCCUUAUGGGAUGGAGCGUGAUACACGAAGACUCGAGUGUCCUCUACACUAGCACAUCUCGUGCUCCUAAAGGCCAUCGACAAGCGCAUGUGCGGCGGUCUACGCGUCAUCAGAGAGCCCGGGAGGCCGCUUAACUCUUGCUGGGGGCGAAUAUUCAUCCCAAUGGUCGCCUGGUCCGAUAGGCUCCUCAGAUUCCAUAAACGGCUCUGCUGCUCGCUGAGCAGCACACACUAUAUAUCUGUGUUAUUAGUCUAUAUUAUAGACUCUAUAACACAUCAUUUAUAUCAUAUAUAUUGCCAUGUAUCACCACACAGUACGUGCUUUUCA